GACAAAAGGAAAACACCAGCAACUUGAUAUUUUCUAUCAUGGCAAAGAAGAAAGGAAAUAAUCCGGCGAAGACAGAAGAGGAAGAGGAGGAAAAAGAAGUUGUCGAGCCAACCGAUGAAGAGUUGCGAAAUCACAUCCGUCGAUUGAUUCCGCUGGUGAAUCUACAGAACACCGGUGUCAAGGCUUUCACGAAAUUACUCUCAAAAGAAUGCGGUGGCGCCGACCUCAAGAGCAGGGGAAAGUUCAUCAAAAAGGCCCUUUCGGAAGCUAUAAACGAGAUGGAUAACUCUUCAUCUGAAGAAGAAGAUGAACCGAAGAAGAAGCCCCCCCGAAAGACGGGACUCUCCGUCAAGAAAGAAAUAUCCCUAGAGCUCGCUAACUUUUUAGGAGUGGAAAAAGACCAGCUCAUGGCCAGAACAGAAGUUGUAAAGGGCAUGUGGGAUUAUAUCAAGAAGAAUGAACUGCAAAAUCCUGAUAACAAAAAGGAGAUAUUUUUGGAUAAGAAGAUGCAGAAGGUGUUUGGUUGUAAAUCCUUUACAAUGUUUACCAUGAACAAGUACCUGGGCGCGCACAUUCAUCCUUUCAAACCAGUUGAUCUCACCACUAGCGCCAAAAAGAAACCUGCUGUUGGCUCCCGGAAAAGGAAAAAGAAAGGCGACAGCGAUGAUGUGGGUGGAAAAAAAAAACGCAAGCCUAAAAAGCCGGGUCUUCAGCCUCCCUACCGGCUCUCGAACGAACUCGCCGAAAUUGUUGGGACCCAAAUCUUGCCUCGGCCCCAGGUUGUCAAGGCGAUCUGGGCUCACAUCAAAAAACACGAUUUGCAAAACUCAGAAGACAAGCGCGAAAUUCUGUGCGACGAAAAGCUCAAGGCAGUCAUGGGUGGAGAAGACAGAGUCACUAUGUUCAGCAUGAACCGGUACAUUACAGACCAUUUGCUGGAAAAACUCGAUCGGUCUGAAUAUAACCAUGAUGAAAUCGAAGCAGAAUUGGCAGCACGGGAAGAAGGUUCUGAUGAAGAAAGCGAAUGAACGAGUACAUGCCCGACUAUGACGUUGAUGACCAAUCAUAUGAUCUUUUUGUCUUUGUCAGCGAAUGAGUCGUCAAACGCAACGUUUGUGUGCAAGCGCAGAGGGGAGCGCUCUCAUAAUUGUUUUGCACUUUCUGCAAAUUAAACAUGUUUUAUGUAC
Molecule: messenger RNA, 1187 nt
Organism: Pseudo-nitzschia multistriata
Lineage: Eukaryota; Bacillariophyta; Bacillariophyceae; Bacillariales; Bacillariaceae
Source: the annotation of a GenBank genome assembly